Cryptomeria japonica (Japanese cedar) is the source of this 1591-nucleotide messenger RNA. Its product is annotated as glycine-rich cell wall structural protein. The coding region runs from base 220 to 1362 and encodes 380 amino acids. Lineage: Eukaryota; Viridiplantae; Streptophyta; Pinopsida; Cupressales; Cupressaceae. The record is from RefSeq and is a predicted model, not a curated record. The transcript is spliced from 2 exons.
UGCUCGGUGCCUAAGCCAUAGAAAAACCUCAACUACAACUUGGGGGAGUAAAUGAAAAUUGCACUUACCAACCUUUAUGGGUUGUAUUUGGGUAGAUUUUAGCAGCGGUGCAAUUAUUUUUGUACGCGGUUCUUCAUGCCAUCAAGGGCUCUAUAAAACUAUGGGAGUGGCGUUGCUUUUAUUUGUGACUCAGAGAAUUUAGGUUGCUAAGGGUGUUCAAUGAUGGGGAACAAGAGAAAAAGGGUUAUUUUGGUCUUUGUUGUUUGUUAUCUAAUGUGCAAUGCAGUUGGGAGAAAUUUGCAGAGCAAGGAAGAAAGCUAUUGGCAGUCCCAAGAUGCAGGAAGUGGGUUUCUGACGGAAAAGAAUGCUGGAUUUGGAGGCGGUGGUGGCGGUGGUGGUGGUAAAGGCGGAGGUGCUGGAGCUGGUGUAGGUGGAGGGGUAGGGACAGGGAAUGGUGCUUAUGGGGGUGGUGGUGGGAAAGGUGGUGGAGCAGGAGGAGGUGGUGGGAAGGGUGGUGGGGUUGGAGGAGGAAAGGGUGUAGGUGGUGGAUUUGGUGGAGCAGGUGGUGGAGUUGGAGGAGGAACUGGAAGAGGUGGUGGCAAGGGUGGAGGUGCUGGAGCUGGUUAUGGUGGAGGGGUAGGGAAAGGCAAUGCGAAUGGUGGUGAAGGUUUUGGUGGAGGAGCAGGUGGAGGUGGUGGGGUUGCUGGGAAAGGUAGUGGAUCUGGAGUAGGAGCUGGUGGAGGUGCUGGAGUUGGUGGGAAAGGUGGUGGUUAUGGAGGAGGAAUUGGAGGAGGUGGAGGCCAUAAUGGAGGUGCUGGAGCUGGUUAUGGUGUUGGAGGGGGGAAAGGAAAUGCCGCUGGUGGUGGAGGAUUUGGGGCCGGUGGAGGUGGUGGUGGAGGAGUUGGAGGUAAGGGUAGUGGAUAUGGAGGAGGAAUUGGUAAAGGUGGUGGUAAAGGAGGUGCAGGGGGUGGAGGCGGUAUUGGUGGAGGUGGCGGGGGUGGUGUUGGUGGAGGUAGCGGGGCUGGAUUUGGGUUUGGAUAUGGAGGAGGCGCUGGAGGUGCAGGUGGAGGUGGAGGUGGAGGAGGCGGUGGUGGUGGAGGAGGCGGUGGUGAAGGUAGUGGUGGUGGAUAUGGAGGAGGUGCCGGUGGCGGAUAUGGCGGAGGUGUUGGCGUGGGUGGAAUACCUGGAAUACCUGGACUACCUGGUGGAAUACCGAACGGUGGCUUGGGAGGCACUGGUGGAAAUGGAAUACCUGGCAGUGAAUUUGGUGGAGGAGGAAUGUUUGGUGGCAUACCGGGGGGUGAAUUUGGAGGAGGUUGGUCAGGGAUUGGAUCCCGGAACAAAAGUUCUGCAACUCCGUAAGGCGAAUAAAACAAUGUGUUUUUUAAUAAACAAUUGAUUGCGAGUUUAUUGAAGACAAGAAACGAGAAUGCAGUGUGUCUAGACGUGUAAUUAUGGAUGCAAUGGUAAUGUUUUUUUUUAAGACGAUGUAAAUGUGGACUAAGAUUCUAAUGACUUUUAGAUGUAUCUUAUAAUAAUGAUGAUGUAGUGCGUAAUGGAGCUAUCUAAUAAUAUCUUAUAAUUAUGGUGA